UACAAUUCGUUUGUAUACAUCUCUUCCAGUAUGCUGAUUUACGGCAAGGCUUGCAUUCCCUUACGGCUCUCAGAAAAAGGAUGCGAUCAGUGGAAUAUUGCGCCUUUAAAAAAGAUGUGGGGCAAGCUAAUAGAGGCUGCAUGUGAACCAUCAGACUGGAACUGCCUUCUUGAAGCAAAGUGCGACGCCCCAACAAUAUCCGACGCGAACACUGAUUGCUACAAAACAUAUAACCAGGAACACGGCGUCGAUACUCGAAAGCCUAGUGACCCACUUGAACCAAGUGGGGAUGUGGAACUACUCUGCUGUAUGUUAAAAUACAACAAGUAUUGCGUUCCGAAACUCCUAGAAGAAAAAGGGUGCCACCCCGACACUGUUCUACAUUCUGGUACGGCGAUAGAGACUAGAAUGAAAACAACCUGUCCAUCGUCCAAACCGAAGUGCGUCCCUCCACCACAGUGCAAUGAUAAAACCUUAUCAGACGCCAGGCUCAUUUGCGAGCAAAGAUAUAAAGAAGCACACGAACCAACAGGCCCGAAACGUCGUGCAGACCUACAACCUAGAGAUCUGAGCCGGGAAGAGAUGCACAAAGAACAUUGCUGUGUAAUGGAAUACAGCAGGGAUUGCGUUCUGGGAUAUCUAAAAGAACACGGAUGCAGUGAUCCAGAUUUUCUUGAGAUUUUUCUCGAGAAUAUACGGACCGAAUGUGGAGCAUCCAAGUGGAACUGUACAGAGUGCAAAAGAGAAGAUAUGGUUGAGAGAUUUUCUGAGGCCGACGCUGAGUGCGAUGCGAGGUACAGACAAGAACAUGGUCUCACUACCGGAAAACCCACAGAUUUGGUUCCCGAUACGACCAGAUGUUGUAUGUUGCUUUACGGCAAGGACUGCGUUCCCCUUCGACUCGUAGAAAAAGGAUGCGAUGCUUGGAUUCUCGCAAGUUCCGAAGAAAUGUGGAGCAAGCGAAUAUUGGCUGCAUGUGACCCAUCGACCUCGAAGUGCUUGCAGUGCAAUCAAAAAACUAUAUCCGAUGCCGAAGAUGUGUGCUUAAGGAAGUACGAACAGGAACAUGGCAUUAUUUCUAGAGGCCUGAGGUCCGGCAAUGACAAACGACUGUGCUGGUCGGCAGAACCGGCGGCGGCGGCGCGCCGUUUCAAGCGACCGGACGAUGGCGGCGAGCACAAGUUUACCGUGGCGGCUCGGCGCACAUCAGGGGGGUCGGACUCGCUCAAAAAAGUGUGA
This is a messenger RNA of Ornithodoros turicata, 1239 nucleotides long. RefSeq lists its product as uncharacterized. Bases 31 to 1239 code for a protein of 402 amino acids. The record is from RefSeq and is a predicted model, not a curated record. The transcript is spliced from 9 exons. Lineage: Eukaryota; Metazoa; Arthropoda; Arachnida; Ixodida; Argasidae.